UUGUAGGUAGUACAAGAACUGAAAAAUAAUUUUUGGUUGCCAGUAUACCUGUAGUCGUUGCACUGAUCAGUCGAUAGUUUUGUGAUAAAUUAUUUCUCAAGUGAAUUAAAUUAUUAACCAUGGGACGUGAUUCUAGAAAGGUUUCAAGAGAACUUCGGAGUUCUGAAAAAAUUAAUAAGUCGCGUUCAGUCAAAAGAAAGAAUGUUUUUAAUCCGAAAACAGCCGAACGUGAUGAAAGUAUUCAGAGUACAUCUUCUAAAAAAUUAAAACAAAACACUGAAGAUGAUGUACCUGAAGACAGCAGUACUGAAUUUCGAAUAAUAAAUUUUAUUCAGGUAUUCACUGCAAUUUCUGCUCUUAUAAAAUGUAAAAAAUGUGAUGGAAAUGUAGUGUUUCAAACAGCAAGUACACGUGGGCUGGGAUUCAAAAUUGUAGUUGCAUGUAAUAACUGUGGAAAUGAAUAUAUUCCUUCCUGUUCUUUCGUUGGGCAUUCUUAUGAAAUAAACAGACGUUUCAUUUUUGUAAUGAGAAUACUAGGAAUAGGAUACGAAGGAUUGUGCAAGUUUUGCGGCCUGAUGGACAUGCCGUCUUUUUUAGAUAAAUCUACGCAUACAAUUUUACUGAAACAGAUUUUGAAUUGUAGUAAAGCCGUCGCAGAAACCUUCAUGACGAAAGCUGUGAAUGAAGAAAAGCAAGCAAUGCCAACAACUGAAAAUGAAGAUAUAAAUCAUCUAACUGUAUCGGGAGAUGGAACCUGGCAAAAACGGGGAUAUACAUCGUCAUUUGGAGUUUCUUCUAUAAUUGGCUAUUUUACUGGAAAGAUUCUUGACAUAAACAUUAAAAGUGCAUAUUGUAAGCUAUGUGAGUAUUGGAAAAAAAAAACAAAUACUGUUGAGUUCGAGGAAUGGUAUCAAUCGCAUGAAGAUGUGUGUUCUGCUAAUCAUCAAGGGUCUUCUGGGAAAAUGGAGGUGGAUGCGAUGGUCGAAAUGUUUUCGUAUUCUGAAACUAAAUAUGGAGUUAAGUAUGCCAACUAUAUUGGUGAUGGUGACUCCAAGACCUAUUCAGGAAUUAUAAAAUCAGAUCCUUACGAAAAUACAACUGUAAAUAAAAAGGAAUGUAUAGGGCAUGUCCAAAAGCGGAUGGGGAGUCGAUUACGUACGCUGAAGAGUAAACAAAAAGGUCUUGGUGGUCGAGGUAAGCUCACAGGAAAAUUAAUAGACAAACUAACUGUGUACUAUGGUUUAGCAAUACGCCGGCAUUGUGAUUCUAUUGAAAAUAUGAAAUCUGCUAUAAUGGCAACCUUUUAUCACUACGGCUCGAGUGAUGAAAAACCGAAUCAUGAUAUGUGUCCAAAAGGCGAAGAAUCUUGGUGCUCUUACCAGCGCGCUGAAGCAAGAGGAGAGCUUGAUACCUUUUCUCACGAUUAUUCUCCUUUACCUUCUGAUGUUUUAAAAGCUAUCAAGCCUAUAUACGAAGAUCUUAGUAAUGAAAAUUUACUUUCAAGAUGUGUAGGUGGAUUCAAUCAGAAUAAUAAUGAAAGCUUUAACCAACUAGUAUGGAAAAUAUGUCCAAAAACGGUAAAUACUAGUUUUACUAUCGUACAAAUAGCUGCAUACGUUGCUAUGUGUAUAUUUAAUGAGGGUAUAAAUUCAUUAUUAGUCUUGAUGAAUACACUAGGACUUAAUUGUGGGCCUAAUUCUCAUCGGUAUGCAGAAAGAAUGGAUGCUGCACGUAUCAAAGUAGCAGAUAAGCGCGCUAAUGAUAACACCCGAGAAGGUCGAUUGCAACGUAGGCACCAGCAAAUCGAUAUUUUGGAAGCUGCUAUGUCGGCUGAAGAGCUAUUAUAUGGUCCAGGAAUAGAUGACUCAGUAUGAAUCUCCAAGGACUUAUGAUGAUCACCGCAAAGGACUUCGGGAGGAACGGGCUCUACAAAAACAGCGAUAACUUUUUGAAUUAUUAAUUUUUUUUUUUGAAAUUUUCGUGAAGUCAAAUCGAAACGUGUUCUAAUAAAGCUAUGUUUUUAUUUUUGUCAAAUAAAGUAAUUAACUACAAAAAAAAAAUUAUUGAAAAUCAUCAUUUUUUCAUACCC
Microplitis mediator is the source of this 2089-nucleotide messenger RNA. RefSeq lists its product as uncharacterized. The record is from RefSeq and is a predicted model, not a curated record. Bases 120 to 1874 code for a protein of 584 amino acids. The transcript is spliced from 2 exons. NCBI's taxonomy places the organism in Eukaryota, Metazoa, Arthropoda, Insecta, Hymenoptera, Braconidae.